CUUUUCAUUCCAAUUCAUUUUCAAGUCUGGAAGGAAGGUAUCGAAAAAUUUCAUGGAUCCCCUUGAAAUUGAUUUUAACAUUAAAGAGGAAGUCUUCCCGGAGAUGGAAGUCAUCUGUCGGCUCUGUGCUGAGAAGUCAUCAACAUAUUCUUCAAUCUUCAAUGAGAAUCUCCAUGAAUCUCUCUUCCAGAACUUUGGAGUAUCUAUUGAUCCUGCAGACAAUUGGCCAAAAUCUGUGUGUCAACAUUGCAAAGAUACGGCCAAUGUAUGCCUGGAUUUCCUGGAAACCAUCUGGAAGGCUAUGAUGACUCAUCAUGAGCUUCAUGGGGAUCUUGCGGUGACUUCAGUAGUAAAAUCAGAUACUGAGAUUACGGAUGAGGAGGAUUUGCAUGAAAAUUUUCAAGUUGACGAUGAUGUUCUUCACUCAGGAGACGCGGAAGACACUGAAAUUUCCGAAAUUCCUCCCAAAAGUUCCAAACGAAAGAAACCAAAGGAAGCUCCUGAAACAUACACUACUGCUGGAUGUGAGACAAUGGCGAGAAGGAGUGAAAGAAUUUUACAGAAGAGACAGAGAAUUCAACCAAAACCUCCGGAUGAUGUUGUAGAAUCAGCAGAACCCGAAGCAGCUGAAGAAAAGGAUUCAGAGGAUACAAAAACAACAAUCAAAGACCGAUCAGAGCGUUUGGCAAAGAGGAGAUCACUGAAAGAUAACAUGCAAGACGAGGAGGAGAAUGAGGUGGAGAUAAAUCGUCGUAAUCCGGAAGAUUUGGCGGAAGAAGAUGAAAAGAUUAGGAUUUUCUUUCAACUCCAGUGUUCAACGUGCGAGGAAUCCUUUGAGAAGUUGCAGGAACUGAGCAAUCACUCAAGACGGGUUCACAAGAAGGAGGCCUACCUUGUUUGCUGUGAGAAGAAGCUCAAUACCCGGGAGAAGAUUGUUAAUCACCUGAAUUAUCACACAAAUCCCGAUGCCUUCAAGUGCAAAGAAUGCAAUAGAUCCUUCCUGAAUGCCCAGAGGCUGAACAAUCACACUUUAAAUACUCACACGCCGAAGGAGCAGCAUCCCUACAAAUGCGAAGAAUGCUCAAAAACCUUCAUGCAGCGGAAGAACUACAAUUCGCACCUUCUUCAGCACAUAAGUGACGACGAAGAGAGAUUCCGGUGCAAGACAUGCAAGAGAAUAUUCCCUACAAAAAACUCAUUGAGGAUGCACAUCCAGGGUGGGCAUGAGCUCGGGCAUAAGGAUGCAGUUGAGCGUCUUAUCUGUGACAUUUGCGGGAAGGGAAUAAAGGGAAGGCAUCAAUAUAAGAUUCAUGUGGAUAGUCACAAAAAGGGAGUUGGAGAUUUCUCCUGCCCCAUUUGCGAGAAGAAAUUCAAACAGAAACGCUUAAUGGUGGAUCACCAUGCUCGCCACAACGUCGAAGGGAAAAUCUACAAAUGCGACAUUUGCGGGAAGAUCUCCCCAAACGAAAGGGCCCUGAAAAAUCACAUUAAACUUGUCCAUCUGCAGGAGCGACUGCAUCAGUGUACCCUCUGCGAUAGAGCAUUCAAAGUGAAGGUUGCUCUCAGGGAACACAUGGCUGCCCACUCUGGUAACGCCAUACUCUACAAAUGCCUCUUCUGUGAAAGACAAUUCAACAGCGGCGCCAACAUGUACGCGCAUCAGAAGCAAAAACAUCCCGUUGAGUAUCAAGAAAUGCGCAAGAAGAGGAUGCUCAAGGAGAGAGGACUUCUCAAUGAAGAAAAUGAUUAAAAAAAAUGAGAAAAAGAGGAUUUCUGUUUUGACCAAAUUCCUCAAUAUUCAAAUAACUAUAAAAGCCUUGAAAAAAAAGUCAAUCAUAACGCGUCCAGUUAUAAGAGUUGGUAUACCACAACGCGGAUGGGUCAGUCUAUGCGUUGUAAUUUAAUUUCUGAGUUGUAUUAGUAGGCAAAACUGAUUUUUUGUGUGAAAAUCAGUAAUUUGAUGCAUAAAAAUGGUCAUAUCUCUGGUUCUAUAAGACCUACAGAAAUUUCUUGACUAGUUUUGGAAAGGUAUUAAAACAGGCUAUAAAUUGACAUAAAUUUUAAUAAUUUUCAAGGUCACCUCCAGAACAUAAAAUGGCGGAUUUUUGUUUCACCAAAACAGUUUUUGGCAUUUUUUAUCCUGAAGGAAUAGUUCUAGAGGUUUCUGAUGUUCUAGAAAGUUGUAGAUAAUUGUAAAACCUUUAAUUUGAUACCAAGUUAAGCAAAAUCGGACAAGCAGUUCAGGAGAUAUAGCUCUUAGAACUUUUAAAAUUCAAGAAUUUUUCAAACUGCGAUAUCUUCUAAACGGCGACAUAGAAUUUCUUCAUUUUCGGACUGGUACAAGAUUAUUAGUCAGGCUACAACAUAUCAAAAUUUAAAAGAUUUACCUAAUGGGGAUUCGGAGAUAUUGCCUCUUAAAGUUAGGCAAUUUUUGAUUUUAGCGCCUCUUGCGGAUGUUUUUGGAACUUGGAAUGUUCUACGCAGUUGUAGGGCUUCUUGAAACCUUUCAUUUGAUACCAAGAUGAUCAAAAUCGGUCAAGCCGUUCUCGAGUUAUAUUGAAAAAACACUUUUUGCUUUAGGCCGCCAUAUUUGCUAAACCGCUUGACCGAUUUGCAAGUAUGAAUAGUCGAUGAAAACGUCUUACUGAGCUCUACAACAUACUAAAAUUUCAGACCUCUAGCUGUAAGGGAAGUGGUUGACAGUAUUUCAAAAUGGCGGACGGCGGCCAUCUUGGAUUUUUAAAAUGGGAAAAAAUGAAAUUUUACACCUACAUUUCUAUAGAAAACUUCAAACCGGAAGUCUCUAUCUGUUACCGUUCUCGAGCUAUAAGGCAAAAUGGGGACCAACGGCAGGCCGGCAGGCCGGCCGGCCGGAUCAAAAAUUUUCCACCACCAUUUUCGUAAUGUGGGAUGUCUAAAACGUGCUCAUACCAAGUUUGAGCCCGAUCUGAGGUGGUCGGUUUUUCCGACGAUUACAAUACUUGGUAUGCCACGAUUGUGGUAUACCAACUAAUUAUUGAAUUCUAUUUAAACCAUUUAAACGAUUUCUGUGUGGUAAUUUUUCGUCAUUAGUUGCACACGUAAUCACUUUUUGAGAUGGAAGUAAAUAAAAAUCGCCUAUUUAAAAUAACAAUAAAGGGAGAAACC
Molecule: messenger RNA, 3147 nt
Organism: Lutzomyia longipalpis
Lineage: Eukaryota; Metazoa; Arthropoda; Insecta; Diptera; Psychodidae
Product: transcription factor grauzone-like
Exons: 2
Coding region: 53-1750 (565 amino acids)
Biological process (GO): regulation of transcription by RNA polymerase II
Cellular component (GO): chromosome; nucleus
Molecular function (GO): RNA polymerase II cis-regulatory region sequence-specific DNA binding; chromatin insulator sequence binding; DNA-binding transcription factor activity, RNA polymerase II-specific
Source: RefSeq, a predicted model, not a curated record